Messenger RNA from Daktulosphaira vitifoliae (grape phylloxera), 1792 nucleotides. RefSeq lists its product as uncharacterized. The coding region runs from base 78 to 1739 and encodes 553 amino acids. The transcript has 2 exons. The record is from RefSeq and is a predicted model, not a curated record. NCBI's taxonomy places the organism in Eukaryota, Metazoa, Arthropoda, Insecta, Hemiptera, Phylloxeridae.
UUAAAAAUGAGUUUAAAAUUAUUUUACUCGUAAAAAUAAUAUCAUAUCAUAGAUUUCUUUUCAAAAAGUUAUAAAGCAUGUAUAAAAAAUUAAUGUUAUAUGAGUUUUUCUUAUUUUGGCAAUUAAGUCAAGUUUUAGAUGUAUAUUGUUAUACUGAACGUAAAGAUUUUAAAAAAUACCUUAUUGACUCAUUAAACUACAUUCGUGUUCAAAAUGGAUGGAACUUUAUUCAACAUACAGAAAUUAAACGUGAGCACUUAACAAUUAAUAAAAAUAGCGUCACAAGUGAAAUUAUCGAUGAAAAAAACUUUAUAAAAAAACUCUACUGUAUAACUUGUCUCUUAAACUGUGAACAUACCAAUACAAUGCAAACUUUCAAUGUAAUUUUAAGCGUUGUUUUAAAUAAAUGUGAAAUGUACAUUUCAAAAAAUAAAUAUGGACCAUUGAAAUAUUGCACAGAGCUAAUUAUUAAUAUUUUUAAAUGUUCAUUAUUUAUGUUUAAAAAUAUGUUGAAUAUGGCAAAAUAUCUCGAUAAUAUCGACCUACGAAUUAUAAACUCGCCUGUCCUUAAUAUUAAAACUGUAGAUAGUGAAAUUAAUUAUUUUUACAAUUACGCAUUUCAGUUAAAUAAAUUCAUUGUUUUAUCUAUUACUGAUAAUUUGGUCAAUAUUUUUGAAAAUAUAAUAGAUUUCAAUAAAGAAGCUGAAUUAAUGAUAUCAAAUCUUUACCAAAAUAGAAAAGUGUGCGGGACAGAACAUACAAGUUCUAUUUUAACAUAUGUAUUGAUGAAAUAUAACAUCGAUCAAAUGGAAAAACUGGUAGAGGAUUCCAACGAUUAUAUUAAUAAUAUUUACAAAGAUCUUGAAUCAUAUAUUUUUGGAAUUACUGAAAAUUUUUAUACAAAAUUAGGCUUUCAACAACUAGAAGGAACAAAUACGUUCAAGUUUAAAUUUUUCAAACCUAGGAAAUAUGGCCAUAUGGAAGGUAUUGCAUUGUGUAAUCAUUUUAUAUCUCACAUUGGUUGGAUAUCAUGGAAACAUAUAGCUGUUGAAAAUAAAUAUACAAAAGGAAAGUCACUGUAUUACAAAGACUUUAUAAAAAUGGAUGAUACAAAAAAUUAUAAAUUCAUGCGGACAUAUCUUGCACUUUAUUUAAGAUGUCGCUAUAUUGAAAUAUUUCACAAUUUUAAUAUAAUGUUGAGGCAUAUAAUUAAUGUUUGUAAAUAUGAAAAUAAAAUGAAUUGUGCGGUUAAGCUUUAUGAAACACUAAUCACAUCACAUGACAUGUUUAAAAAAAUGUUAAUUGCUCUCGUUAAUUUAAGACAUUACACAAUAAAAAAAAAAGAGCGAAAUUCAGAAUUAUUAGUAGAGAAAGUGGUAGAAUUUUUUAUUAAUUAUUUGAAUGAUAUCAGAAAAAAGUAUUUUUCCCCAUUUUUAUUUACUAAUGGUGGACUUUAUGAAGCUCAAACGUUUCUUAAAGAAGUAGCUCACGUUUAUUUAAAUUUAGAGAUGAAAUUUAAAGACGUAAUUGAAUUUAACAUGAAAUAUUGCAGAAUUAAUAAAUAUGAAUCAGACAUAAAUUUAACUACAACAUUUGAACGAUUGAUUCAAAUGGAUAACUUAACAGAAUAUAGUACUACUUAUCAUUCUUUGUGUGAUUAUUUGAAAUCAUUUUUUCUAAAGGUUGUGAAAAAUGAUUAUGAGGAAUUAGGUUUCAAUAAUUUGUCUUUUAAAAAUUGAUUUAUUAUUCGAGACUUAAUAAAAUAUUGUAUGCAUGUUAUAUAUGUUGUUAU